AGAAAAUGACCUGCGGGGGGAAAAAACAAAAACGAGAGAAUAGAACCCGACAGUUUGCAUCACAGGAACCUCUGGAGACUUCUAGUCAAUGUAUUUCUACAGCACCAGAUAUCGCAACAUGAUAUGCAUGAUAAAUAUUACCCGGCCCAUGGUGACACUUUUGGUUUUUGCAAAUGCUGCCAACCGAGCGGCACCUUUUUAUACAGACUAUGAGCUGCAGACCACCUUGCACGCCUUUGUGUCAAACAACAUGAGUCAUCACGAGAUGCACGUGGGCCUGCAUUCAUUUUUUCACAGCGCACCUAAAUAGUUAUUAUUGUAGGUUGAAUUCAGAAUUAAAGCAAAUUGUGUUUUAUUGAUUUUUCACUUUUUAAAUGUUACUCAGCCAAAGCUUUGUGGCAUUAGUUCAAAGUUCAAAUCUGAUAUUCACACCACGUCAGUUUCUACAGAAGACACGCUAAUUUAUUAGAAGUUUCUGGAAGCCCGUUUAAAUCCCAAUAUUCACAGUAACCAAGUCUGCCAGCCUAUAGUGCUGCACCGUGUCACAAUAUAGAGUGAUGACUCAAAGGUUUCAGCACAAGCCAUGUGGAAAUACUACGGCUGUGCAACGUAUAAAAAGGGAAAGGCUUGAUGGGGAUGCAGUACAUCUGGAAUUAGCUCACAAGUAUCAUGGCUGUGGGGAAGAUCAUCUUUUACGAGGACCGGAACUUCCAGGGCCGCUCCUAUGAGACCAGCAGCGACUGUCCCGAGCUCACCUCCUACCUGAGCAGGUGCAACUCCUGCAGGGUGGAGAGCGGCCUCUUCGUGGUCUACGAGAAGCCCAACUUCACGGGCCACCAGAUGCUGGUGAGGCGGGGCGAGUAUCCCGACAACCAGCACCUGAUGGGCAUGAGCAUGAGCGACUGCAUCAGGUCCAGCCGCAUGGUCCCCAUGCACAGAGGAACCUUCAGAAUGAAGAUCUACGAGAAGGAGAACUUCGGGGGCCAGAUGCACGAGUUGGUGGACGACUGUGACAACAUGAUGGAUCGCUUCCGAAUGUCCGACUGCCAGUCGUGCAGCGUGGUGGAAGGCCACUGGCUGAUGUUCGAGCAGCCCGGCUACAGAGGCAAGAUGCUGUACCUGAGGCCAGGAGAGUACAGGAACCCCAGGGAGAUGGGGAUGAGCGGCAUGACGAGGUUCAGCUCCAUCAGGCGCAUCACAGACUCCUGUUAACUCUCAAUGUACCCAGCUGGAAGAAUAAAGCAAGCUGACAAAUCUA
Gasterosteus aculeatus aculeatus (three-spined stickleback) is the source of this 1258-nucleotide messenger RNA. Its product is annotated as gamma-crystallin M3. Gene Ontology annotation, biological process: lens development in camera-type eye; visual perception. Lineage: Eukaryota; Metazoa; Chordata; Actinopteri; Perciformes; Gasterosteidae. Gene Ontology annotation, molecular function: structural constituent of eye lens. The record is from RefSeq and is a predicted model, not a curated record.